AGCGGAGGGGGCGGGCAGCCGCAGCCGCGGCGGGCGGGCGGAGCGCGGCGGUGUGUGCGCGGCCCGGCCCCGGCUCAUUACUCAGCGGCCGAGGCAGGAGGCGGCGGCGGGAGGUGGCCAGAAACAAAAUUUGGAUGAAGCAAUUGAACUAAGUUGCCGUCAUGAGCAGAAGCAAGCGCGACAACAAUUUCUACAGUGUUGAAAUUGGAGAUUCUACGUUCACUGUGUUGAAACGGUAUCAAAACUUGAAACCAAUAGGAUCAGGAGCACAGGGGAUAGUAUGUGCAGCUUAUGAUGCCAUCCUUGAAAGAAAUGUUGCAAUCAAGAAGCUAAGCCGACCAUUUCAGAACCAAACCCAUGCUAAAAGAGCCUACAGAGAGCUUGUUCUUAUGAAGUGCGUUAAUCACAAAAAUAUAAUCGGCCUAUUGAAUGUGUUCACACCACAAAAAUCACUGGAAGAAUUUCAAGACGUCUACAUAGUAAUGGAGCUCAUGGACGCAAAUCUCUGCCAAGUGAUUCAGAUGGAGCUGGACCAUGAACGAAUGUCCUAUCUUCUUUAUCAGAUGCUGUGUGGUAUCAAACAUCUUCACUCAGCUGGAAUUAUACAUAGGGACUUAAAGCCCAGUAAUAUAGUAGUAAAGUCAGACUGCACUUUGAAGAUUCUUGACUUUGGACUGGCCAGAACUGCAGGAACUAGUUUUAUGAUGACGCCUUAUGUAGUGACUCGUUACUACAGAGCACCAGAGGUCAUCCUAGGGAUGGGAUACAAAGAAAACGUUGACAUUUGGUCAGUUGGGUGCAUCAUGGGAGAAAUGAUCAAAGGUGGUGUUUUAUUUCCUGGUACAGAUCAUAUUGAUCAGUGGAAUAAAGUUAUAGAGCAGCUAGGAACACCAUGUCCUGAAUUUAUGAAGAAAUUACAGCCCACUGUCCGAACUUAUGUUGAGAACAGACCCAAAUAUGCUGGAUAUAGCUUUGAGAAACUCUUCCCAGAUGUUCUUUUCCCAGCUGAUUCUGAACACAACAAACUUAAAGCAAGUCAAGCAAGGGAUUUGUUGUCAAAAAUGCUCGUUAUAGAUGCCUCUAAAAGAAUUUCUGUGGAUGAAGCCCUCCAGCACCCGUACAUCAAUGUUUGGUAUGAUCCAUCAGAAGCAGAAGCUCCUCCACCAAAGAUACCAGAUAAGCAGUUAGAUGAGAGGGAACACACGAUAGAAGAAUGGAAAGAAUUGAUAUACAAGGAAGUCAUGGACCUGGAGGAAAGAACCAAGAACGGGGUUAUACGUGGACAGCCAGCCCCUUUAGCACAGGUGCAGCAGUGAUCAAUGGCUCUCAACAUCCAUCUUCAUCGUCAUCUGUCAACGAUGUGUCUUCAAUGUCAACAGAUCCAACAUUGGCCUCUGAUACAGACAGCAGUCUAGAAGCUUCAGCUGGACCUCUGGGUUGCUGUAGAUGACUACUUGGUCUUUUGGGGGGUGGGAGGGGGGUCCUUUUAGUCAUUAAUAGGGCACCUUUAAAAUUUGGUGGUAUUUUUGAGUGUUUUUUCAAAAAUAAUCGUAGAACUCAUCAUAAAGUGCUGUAAUUUUAAACUGUAAGUUGUGUUAAAAGCAGCCACUUUUUUUGCUGUAAUUAACUGUAAAAUAUUAAACCUGAUAAUUUUUAUUGUGGUUUUAAAAUCUGCAUAUUUGCUUUACUAUUAUGCUGCUGAUCUUUUUUUACUGAAUUUGUAAGAUUUGUUUUAUCAAAGCACAUAUUAAUGUUGUGGUCAUUACCAUAUCAUGAAUUAUUUAAGAUUUUAUAGGUUUUCAAUUUUUUUAAUUAGAUUUUAUUCCAGAUGUUUUGUUCAUGAUAUCCUUCAAAGUUUUAUGCUUGGUCAUAUGUCCAUGUGGAGGUGGAGAGAGAAUUCAGUGCAGCCAGCUGUAGUUUUUUUGGGGCAUACUACUGUGGUGCUGGCAGUAAAGAAAACCCUCUUUAAUUUUGGCCACUUGCCUAUAAUACUUCAGUAAAAGCAACAGUUAAUGAAUUUUGUUAGAGAAACAAACCUUUGCAAAGAAAUUUCAUCUGAAUGGUUUUCUGAACUUAAGAAAACAAAAUCUAUCUUCAAGGCUGCAGAAAUAUCUAGCCUAACAGAGGGAUGUGAUGUUUUCUGCAGAAUUGUGGCAUGCCAAAUCUUGUGAUCGCCAUAAAACAAGAGGAUACUUCAUGAAUAACACAUUGCAAUGCAAAUAAACUGUUUACUUCUAGCUUGUAGCCUGUUUUUGUGCACACAAAACAAAGUGAAUCCAGGAUGUCUAGACUGCCAACAGGGAAAACAAGUAUACUUUCAUGUAGGAUAUAAUUCUUGGGAGUUUAGUUUUAGUAUUUUUGUCUGCUAAGGUGAGUGCUUUUUGGGGAGAAGAGGAAAUGACACGAAUGCAAUAGGGACAACACUUCAGCUAUUCUUUCUCCACCAAAACUAACUGAUAGCUAAACCCGUAAGUGGUAGAAGAACCUCAGGAUUUCUGUAGCUAAUGCAUUAAGUGAGCAAUAUAUGCCAUCCAAAGGAGGGAGAAGUAGUGCUGUAUAAAUUAAUAUUUAUCUAUUUCAUUUCACCAUGAGACCAGUGUAGCAGAAAUCUUAAUAAUGGUUCAUUUUAAGUCAUAAAUAUUGAGUAAUUUUCAGCACUGAAGCUCCAGAUUUCAAUACACUUUUUAAACAAAAGAUAUAUUGAAAUAUGUAGAACAGUUACUAAAUAGUCGUGUAAAAUGGUGCUGUUCCUCACAGAAGUAUUUUAACUGUUUACAUUUUAUAUUUACAGAAUGAUUUAUGUAUAACUGACUUAAGUUUAUGUAUGAGUUAAACAACCAUUCAGAAUUUAUUCCUUUGGAAAAUGCAGAUUUUUAGUGAAGCUAGGCUGUAUAAUUGAUGGCCUUGUGUAGAUGCAUAUUUUGUAGUGACUUAGAAUGUGAAGAGGAAUUCACAUUAGUCAUGCUCACAAAAAUGAGCAUAAGAAAUACAGAAGUCUUGCCAGGCACAGAGCAUAAGUAAAUAAUAUGACUGGC
This is a messenger RNA of Oxyura jamaicensis (ruddy duck), 3035 nucleotides long. RefSeq names its product mitogen-activated protein kinase 8 (gene MAPK8). Lineage: Eukaryota; Metazoa; Chordata; Aves; Anseriformes; Anatidae. Gene Ontology annotation, molecular function: ATP binding; JUN kinase activity. The record is from RefSeq and is a predicted model, not a curated record. Bases 162 to 1316 code for a protein of 384 amino acids. Gene Ontology annotation, cellular component: cytoplasm; nucleus. Gene Ontology annotation, biological process: JNK cascade; protein phosphorylation. The transcript has 12 exons.